AUGUCAUGGCCGCAUGAUCUAUCUUCUAUGACCGGCUCGCCCAAGCCGAGCUCACACACCUCUAGAUCAAAAACUCCCGAACCUGGAUCAACAUCGCUGGUGAACCCAUCCUCCUCUCUGCUACAAGACCUGUUGAAAGAGCAGCGUGCGACUCGCGGGUCGCGAGGAACAGCUUCAGAAGAUAUGGAUGAUAAUGGACCCCGUACGCCUCGUACGCCAGGCCGUUCCCGCGCCAAUUCCCAGAACCAGUCACAGGAAGAGCCGGGCUCUGAUCGGCAGCGAAAGAUCAAUAAUGCUCUGGCUGCGGGUCUAAAGCAACCCCGGGAGAUGGGGAUGAGAGAAAUGGACCAAGUGGGUGGCACUAUGAUAGCUUCUAUUACGCUCCUGCAGUCGCUAAUAGAAUGCUAG
Molecule: messenger RNA, 408 nt
Organism: Aspergillus oryzae RIB40
Lineage: Eukaryota; Fungi; Ascomycota; Eurotiomycetes; Eurotiales; Aspergillaceae
Exons: 2
Coding region: 1-408 (135 amino acids)
Source: RefSeq, a predicted model, not a curated record